Messenger RNA from Acanthochromis polyacanthus (spiny chromis), 1973 nucleotides. RefSeq lists its product as uncharacterized. NCBI's taxonomy places the organism in Eukaryota, Metazoa, Chordata, Actinopteri, Pomacentridae. The record is from RefSeq and is a predicted model, not a curated record. The transcript has 7 exons. Bases 137 to 1030 code for a protein of 297 amino acids.
GAACCGAACGCGGUGGGGUGGGGAGCGAUGACAGGCACGGAGCCCCACUGAUGGACCGGAGGAGAUGUGCUGCCUAUUGCUGGGUGAAGUCGCUCACCGGUCCUGAGGUGGAAAUCUGUUGCUCUAGAGGGGGAAAAUGUACUGCAGGAGUGUGUGCUGUAACCGCUGGUCAUCUGAGGAGAGGUUAGAUGGGAAAACAGUCAUCAUCACUGGAGCCAACACUGGGAUUGGCAAAGAGACGGCCAGAGAUCUGGCAAGAAGAGGUGCUCGCAUCAUCAUGGCGUGCAGAGACUUGGAGAGGGCAGAGGAGGCACGGACAGAUAUUCUGGAAGACACAGGAAAUGAGAACGUGGUCAUCAGGAAACUGGAUCUGUCUGACACCAAGUCCAUCAGAGCCUUCGCUGAACUCAUCAACAAAGAGGAGAAACAAGUGAAUAUCCUGAUAAAUAAUGCAGGCGUUAUGAUGUGUCCCUACUCCAAGACUGCUGAUGGGUUUGAAAUGCAGUUAGGGGUCAAUCAUUUGGGUCACUUCUUGUUGACUCACCUGCUGCUGGACCUCAUCAAGCGUUCGGCUCCGGCCCGUAUCGUUGUUGUGGCAUCGGUGGCUCAUACCUGGACUGGGCUUCGACUGGAUGACAUCAACAGUGAGAGGAGUUACGACACCAUGAAGGCCUACGGACAGAGCAAACUGGCUAAUGUGCUUUUUGCACGUUCACUGGCCAAACGGUUACAAGGUACAGGAGUGAGCGUGUUCUCUCUGCACCCGGGGGUGGUGCAGUCGGACCUGUGGAGGCACCAGCACCAGUGCAUCCAGGUGGCGGUGAAGAUCUUCAGGAUUUUCACCAAGACAACAGUGGAGGGAGCACAGACAACCAUCUACUGCGCCGUGGAGCCAGGCCUGGAGAGCCUGAGUGGAGGGUACUUCAGCGACUGCGCCCCUGCAAGGACCUCGAGGGCUGGUUCCGAUGAUGAAUCGGCCCAGAAACUGUGGGAGAUCAGCUGCAACAUACUCAGCAUCACCUGGCAGUGAAUACCGGUGAAUUAACCACACAAUGAAAGACGUUGCAUUCUUUGUGUAAAUACCAUCUUUUAAACAGCACUGUUAUGCACUUUUAUAGAUCCAUUAAUGUUACUGUUGUGAAAAAAAAGUAUUUUAUGACACAGAGUAUAGUAGAGUCCAAUGGUAUCCAGACUGCAUCAAAGAUUGUCUUUAUUUUAUGAUUUAUCUCCCCAAAAAUUCUGAUGUUUAGUGAAAUAUCAAAUGUAUGAUGUUAAUCCUGGUGCGAAAGUGUUUGUUAAAAUUCUCCAUCAUUCAGAUUGUUUUUAAUACUAAGAAAUUAUUUUACUGGGCUGUUUUUUACUUACUGAUGGGGCAUUUGGGUUUAGAGUGCUGAUGCUGCUCUACCUUGUAAAGACGUCUCAUGUUUUUGUUUUGAAAGAAAAUGAUCUGAGAUGUGAAAUUCUCUCUUAAACUUUCAGUUUGUUUGUCACAAGUUCUAGUGUGGCGGUAGGAUAGUUUUUGGCUCCAAACUACCUCCGAAAGUCCCUUUUCAAAGCAACAUUUGACUGAAAUACAUAAUCAGUUCAAACAUUUUGAAGCAAACAAUUAAAACACUUCGAUGACAGUUCAUAUGAGGUGCUUCCUGUUAAAGUCGUUUCCAUGAAGGAGGAAUUUCCAGUAAGCUGCAAAAGAUCAAAGUGUACAUUUAAUGUUCAGUAAGAUUUGUGGAAAUGUUUUUUGACAAAUUGUUUCAUAGAAUUGGUUCAUGUCUUUUCUCUGAACUGACGAACGCAAAUGUAACAUUUCUCAGUGGCGUCGCUGUAUCAAGGUAAUAAACUGCAACCGCAAUAUGAGUGCAUGUGGUUGUAAUCAUGAUGUGUCAGCAUGUUGAGGCUUCAUGACUAUAAAUGUCUUAUGUAACGCUAGAGCAAUAAAUCGAAAUUUAACUCAUUAAACUGUCCAACAUUGUAAA